AUGUCCAGCAAUGGUGUUGGAAUGAAUAGCUCAACAUUAGUUUCACCUGGAUAUACUGGUUAUGGAUCAAUCAGCUCUCUCUGUUGGCGCAGCCAAUUUACAAUAUGUUCUUGUUUCAACCUAAAAAAUAUGACAUAUACAAGUUUUACUUGGGAAAUAUGGGCUUAUCUAACUAAUUUAGUCAACUAUGAUAAUUUAAUGAGUUCAACGAUUGUUUCAGUUAAUCAAUGGUAUCAUUUUGGAUUUGUUUAUGACUAUUCUGCUUUAACACAAUAUGUUUAUUUGAAUGGAUAUCUUACAUGUACACAUACAUCAUCAAGUCCAUUUCAAACUAUGACUGGUGCUAUUACCAUCGGUGCAAUUAAUACUACAGGAGCUGCAACACCUUCUUCGUUCUGGACAGGAUAUCUUGAUCAAGUAUCAUAUGUAUCAAAAGCGAAGACAGCAGUUGAAGUUCUUGACGAUGCAAUAUUAGUGGCAUAUUAUUCAUUUGAUAAUGGUUCAUUCUAUGAUUCAGGUCCAAAUGGAAUCAAUGGAGUAUGUUAA
Messenger RNA from Rotaria sp. Silwood2, 546 nucleotides. NCBI's taxonomy places the organism in Eukaryota, Metazoa, Rotifera, Eurotatoria, Philodinida, Philodinidae. The record is from the annotation of a GenBank genome assembly.